AUGUCCACCGGCGACGCUGACCAACCUUCCCCAACAAGAAAAUCUCAAAAAUCCAAAAGGGUCGCCCCUGGCACAGAUGAAAAGUCGAGGGUCGCGACCCCCUUGCCUCAAAAGUCAAAAAAGAAGAAGAAGAAGAAAGGCAAGAGACCCAGGGCUGGCGAAACAUCUGCUCCUCGCCAAGGCCUGGUGGGCGGGGAAAAGCCAAACCCCACGGGCGAUGCGGGGUCCUCGCCCUUUCCUGAGGAAGUCAUCGCUGAUCAACAUGCUUCUGAAGACGUUCCCUCAGGUGCUCCCCAAACGACCCACUCUCCUGACCAUUCAUGUCAUCAAGCUGAGGCAAGCCCACCUAGGGCCUCCCCCGUUCCCACCAUGAGUCAUGGCAGUGGAGACCAAACCCCCACCGCCUCUCUUCCGCUUCGUCGUUCUUCCCCCGCCGCUAGCCAUCCGAUUGUUGAUGGGCAGACGUGCUUUGUUUCAAAUCAGCAGCCCUCCCCUGUCGACUUUAUGUUAACUGACCCUUUUCUUGGCAGCAUGAGAGGAACUGAGAGUCCUGACCUUGAUGGUGUGGAGCGAGAAGCCAUCUCGAGCCUUUAG
Messenger RNA from Lotus japonicus, 594 nucleotides. RefSeq lists its product as uncharacterized. The coding region runs from base 1 to 594 and encodes 197 amino acids. The record is from RefSeq and is a predicted model, not a curated record. The transcript has a single exon. Lineage: Eukaryota; Viridiplantae; Streptophyta; Magnoliopsida; Fabales; Fabaceae.